Clupea harengus (Atlantic herring) is the source of this 3460-nucleotide messenger RNA. RefSeq names its product dual specificity protein kinase Ttk-like. Gene Ontology annotation, cellular component: nucleus; kinetochore. Gene Ontology annotation, biological process: chromosome segregation; protein localization to kinetochore; mitotic spindle assembly checkpoint signaling. Gene Ontology annotation, molecular function: ATP binding; protein serine/threonine/tyrosine kinase activity; protein binding. The record is from RefSeq and is a predicted model, not a curated record. NCBI's taxonomy places the organism in Eukaryota, Metazoa, Chordata, Actinopteri, Clupeiformes, Clupeidae.
CGAAGUGACGGGAAGUGGUGAAUUUGAAAGUGUUGCAUGGUAAACAGAGUAAGGGUGUUUUUCAUUCCUCGGUUAACGUAUCAUUCAAGGCUUAUUAUUUUAACAGAUAUAAAACCGUUUCUGCAAACAGAAAUGGAGGAGGACGACGAGCACACAGACAGAAAGCUGCAGAUUGCUAUGCUGUGCCAAAGGUUACAAAAAAUCAAAAGGAACAUCAAUGAUGAUGACACAGACAAUAUCAACAAAAUCAUUAGUUCAAACUCUCCUGUAUCUUGCCUUACCUAUCUAACAAACCUGGAGAAGAAAGGAGACCCACAUGUUGACCAUGUUCUGCUUAACAAGCUGAUGGAUUGCUACACCCAAGUGUUCUCCAAUAUGCCACUGGGAAAAUACUGCCAAAACCAAAGUUAUGCACGGAUGCUGGUCAGAUUUGCAGAGCUGAAAGCAAUUCAAGAUGUCAGUGAGGCUCAGGAUAACUUCAAUGUUGCAAUAUCCCACUGCCAGGAUUUUGCAUUUGUCCACAUUGCUCAUGCUCAGUUUGAACUGAAUCAAGGCAAUGUGAAAAAGAGCACUUGGAUUCUACAGAGAGCUUUUGAACUAGAUGCAAAACCAACAGAACUUCUGCAAAAUGCGGUUCAAAACCUAAAAUCUGGCAGAGGUCAACUCCUUUCCCAUGAAGACAAGGAAAAUGUUGCUUCAUCAACACUUGGAAAUGGGCUGGAAUCUUUAAGAACUGCCUCAGACUCAUACAAAGACACUAUCAAGUCAGACGAAUAUGGGGAAUCACCACUUGGAAGUAUUAUUGCCUCAGGGACUGACCAGAGAAACAAUUCUGUUGAAGACCAGAUACCUUUUUGGAGGUCUAGUGCGCAACGCAAGAAGCUAACUGGCUUUAUGCCUGGGAGAGUUCCCAAGGUUCGUCACUCUAUCCCAGAAGAUGAUGAUGGUGAUAUGAGACACAUAAAUCAGAGUGAGGUGCCUCUUCCCAGUGGAAAUUUAUCCAGGCAAACGUCUGGAUCUCGGGUAAACACCGUGUUGUCCUUCUCACAAACUAAAAAGAACAUCUGGGAUGGAGACCUGAAGCCGCAGGUCAUUAGUCCAGAGCCUUGUCCGUCGGAGGAUAUUGACCCUGUGGACUCCACGACCACGCUGCUUCAUCGCCCAGGAAAGAGAGAAACCCACCAAUUUGAAGACAUCACUGAGAGCUUCAACCUGGUCAUCUGCUCCAAUUCCCCCGAAUCGUGCUGGACGUUCCUGAUAGGCUUGGAGAAGGGUAGGGACCCGCAGUCCGAUCCGGCCCUGCUGGCACGGCUACUGGACGGCUACUCCAGAGUGUUUGCUAAGCUUCCCUUGAGCAAGCACAGCAAAAAUGAGAGCUAUGCCAGAAUGCUGGUCAGAUUUGCAGAACUGAAGGGGAUUGAGGACCCAGAUGAUGGGCAAGACAACUUCAUCAUUGCGAGGUCCAAUUGCAGAGUCUUUGCCUUUGUCCAUAUUGCCCAUGCUCAGUUUGAGCUCUCACAAGGUAAUGUGAGGAAAAGCACUUUAAUACUACAGAAAGCUCUUGGCUUGAAAGCCAUACCCGUUGAAAUGCUGGAGAUGGCAAUGAAGAAUCUGAAAGCUGGAAAAACACAGCUUCUCUCCACUGAGGAUAAGGAGAACUUUGCUGAACCACCAGGCCCUAAAUUGUUUGCCGCCCAGAGUGAUGGAAAUCCCUUACAACUGCCCUCAAGCCUGGCCCACCAGAGGCCCUUGAUGAAGGGGCCUUCCUCAGAGUGGAAGAUUCCCGCUCGAAUUAACAAAUACGUGUCUCCAGAGGAGAAGAAGUACCCUACAGAGCCCAUGCGUACCCCACGGCUGCUGGACUCGCUGCCCACGCCCUCUGCUCAGAUACCCUCCAGACUCACGGGAAUCUCCUGCCAGACGCCCAAACUCAAAAACCUGCCCCCAAACAGCUUUGUAACGCCCGUCAUGAAACAGAGGCCUCCGGUUGUGCCCCCCACAAUACAGAGCAUCAGCCAGAGCCAGGCCCCUCUCCCUCAAACCCCUCAGAACCAGGUUUCAAAUGUUCAGCAGACACCUCAGGGAUCUGUCUACUCAAAUGAGUCCAUCACAAUCAAAGGCCAGCAGUACUUCAUUUUGAAGGUGAUUGGCCGUGGAGGAUCUAGCAAGGUGUAUCAAGUCUUGGAUCACAAAAGGCAGCUUUAUGCCAUUAAGUAUGUGAACCUGGAGGAGGCAGACGCCCAGACAGUGGAGGGCUACAAGAAUGAGAUUGAGCACCUCAACCGCCUCCAGCAGCACAGCGACCAGAUCAUCAAGCUGUAUGACUAUGAGAUCACAGACAGCUACAUCUACAUGCUAAUGGAGUGUGGGAACCUGGACCUCAACACCUGGCUACGCAAGCGCAAGUCCGUCAACACCCUGGAGACGAAGUUCUACUGGAUGAACAUGCUGGAGGCCGUCCAGACCAUCCACAAACAUGGAAUCGUCCACAGUGAUCUGAAGCCAGCCAACUUCGUAAUUGUGAAUGCUUCAUUAAAGCUUAUUGACUUUGGCAUCGCCAAUCACAUUCAGCCAGACAUGACGAGCAUCAUGAAAGACUCACAGGUGGGCACUCUGAAUUACAUGCCCCCUGAGGCCAUCAGAGACACCUCAUCCAAGCCAGGAACCUCAAAGAUCAGUCCUAAAGGUGAUGUGUGGUCUCUGGGGUGCAUCUUGUAUUGCAUGACCUAUGGAAGGACACCAUUUCAGAGCAUCACCAACCAGUUUGCAAAGUUGCACGCGAUCGUUGAUCCCACGCAUGAGAUUGAUUUCCCAAACAUGGCUGAGAAAGAUCUGUUGGAUGUUCUCAAGAGGUGUUUGGUGCGUAAUCCGAAGGAGAGAAUCUCAAUUGCAGAGCUAUUAGAACACCCCUACCUACAGUUUAAGCCACAACAAGUUCCUGAACCUGAGAAGCCUUGCACCGAUGACCUGAAGAGAAUCCUCACUGAGCUGGCUGCCUUACAGUCCCCCAACAGCAUUGUAAGGGCUGCUAAUAACUUGGCAAAAAAGUGCAACAGGGGGAUGAAGUUGGAUGUUGCUGAGUGUGCGAAAACGUCCAGCCAGCCCUCUUGGAAAUUAUGAGUAAAUGGAUGAGGUGCAGUCCACUGUUCACCAACCACCUCAGGAUUACGAUUGGUCUGUAUCUUGGCAUGACCCCUCGCAUGGACAUGAGAUGGGUCAUAUUUAUUGUCAUCCAUUGUACAGCUAGCUUUCACUCUAGUCUGGCUUCCAUCUCUACCACCUACAACCUGUUUUAGCCCUUAAGUAGUUUUUCAGCAACAACUUCAACAAGCCCGUAACCUAGUUUCUGUGACCAUAUGUUUAUCAUAUUUUUAUAGCCACUCCAGCACCUUCUCAUCAGUGUUGUUUUAAAAUGUUAUACACUUUGAGAACAAAAAAAUAAACGAACCUUUCUUUGUUC